Molecule: messenger RNA, 10264 nt
Organism: Megalops cyprinoides (Indo-Pacific tarpon)
Lineage: Eukaryota; Metazoa; Chordata; Actinopteri; Elopiformes; Megalopidae
Gene: eppk1
Product: epiplakin 1
Exons: 2
Coding region: 92-10264 (3390 amino acids)
Biological process (GO): intermediate filament bundle assembly; wound healing
Cellular component (GO): cell junction; keratin filament; membrane
Molecular function (GO): keratin filament binding; structural molecule activity
Source: RefSeq, a predicted model, not a curated record
GUGUUUCCCACUUAAGUCACUGUUCUCCAGGCCUCCCCUCUCUGCUGCAGCAAGGAAUCUAAACCAUCUCAGACCAGAUUUGUGAGGCAAAAUGAACAUGAAUGUCCAAAAGAUGUCAAAGGAGGAAAGGAAAACCUCAACUCUCCCUGGUAUCAGGAAGAAUGUAACAGCUGACGAGCUGCUUGAGUCUAAGAUCAUAGAUAAGAAACUAUAUAGAGCCCUCAGCUCAGGAAAACUCACAGCUGACAGUGUGAGUAAAAUGGACUCGGUACGUAAAUACCUACAAGGAACCAACAGCAUCGCAGGUGUGUUUGUGCAGUCCACCAAGCAAAUCAUGAGCAUCUACGAAGCAAAAUCCAAAGGGCUUCUGACUCCUGGAACCUCUCUGGUUCUGCUGGAGGCGCAAGCUGCCACUGGCUUUAUGAUCGAUCCAAUAAGGAACAGGAAGCUCUCUGUGGAAGAGGCAGUGGCCGAAGGCGUAGUCGGUUCGGAGUGGAAGAGCAAACUGCUGUCCGCAGAGAGGGCAGUCACGGGCUAUGCCGACCCCUACACAGGCAACACGAUCUCCUUGUUCCAGGCCUUGAAGAAAGAUCUGAUCGUCAAGGAUCACGGCGUUCGCCUCCUGGAAGCACAGAUUGCCACUGGAGGCAUCAUCGAUCCGCUGCACAGCCAUCGAGUGCCCGUGGAGGUGGCAUACCAGCGAGGCUACUUUGACCAGGAAAUGAACCAGAUUCUCUCAGACCCCGACGAUGACACCAAAGGCUUUUUUGACCCCAACACUCAGGAGAACCUAACCUACUUGCAGCUUGUGGAGAGAUGUGUGAGAGAUCCUGAAACCGGCCUUAGCUUGCUUGUAAUUGUCCAAAAAGGAGAAGACUACUUCUUUGUUGAUGAACAAACAAAGACCAUUCUAAAAGCCACCACCACAACUAAGGCAGGAGGAAAGUUUCAAGGACGAGUGGUGUCUCUUUGGGACCUUCUCUAUUCCAAGUACAUCACUGAAGACAAAAGGAGGGAGCUAGUGAGGCAGUAUAAAUCUGGCACCAUCACAAUUGAGAGGUUUAUGGAGAUCAUACUGACAAUAAUAGAGCAGCAGACAACAGCUGCAACAAUCGCACAGCAAACAGAAACAAAAACAACCAAAACCACAACAACCACAAUUACGCAGACAGCUGUCCCCUCAACUUUCCUUGGUAUCAGGAAGAAUGUAACAGCUGACGAGCUGCUUGAGUCUAAGAUCAUAGAUAAGGAUCUGUAUGACAAUCUCAGCGCCGGGAGAGUCACAGCUGACAGUGUGAGUAAAAUGGACUCGGUGUGUAAAUACCUACAGGGAACCAACAGCAUCGCAGGUGUGUUUGUGCAGUCCACCAAGCAAAUCAUGAGCAUCUACGAAGCAAAAUCCAAAGGGCUUCUGACUCCUGGAACCUCUCUGGUUCUGCUGGAGGCGCAAGCUGCCACUGGCUUUAUGAUCGACCCAAUAAGGAACAGGAAGCUCUCUGUGGAAGAGGCAGUGGCCGAAGGCGUAGUCGGUUCGGAGUGGAAGAGCAAACUGCUGUCCGCAGAGAGGGCAGUCACGGGCUAUGCCGACCCCUACACAGGCAACACGAUCUCCUUGUUCCAGGCCUUGAAGAAAGAUCUGAUCGUCAAGGAUCACGGCGUUCGCCUCCUGGAAGCACAGAUUGCCACUGGAGGCAUCAUCGAUCCGCUGCACAGCCAUCGAGUGCCCGUGGAGGUGGCAUACCAGCGAGGCUACUUUGACCAGGAAAUGAACCAGAUUCUCUCAGACCCUGACGAUGACACCAAAGGCUUUUUUGACCCCAACACUCAGGAGAACCUAACCUACUUGCAGCUUGUGGAGAGAUGUGUGAGAGAUCCUGAAACCGGCCUUAGCUUGCUUGUAAUUGUCCAAAAAGGAGAAGACUACUUCUUUGUUGAUGAACAAACAAAGACCAUUCUAAAAGCCACCACCACAACUAAAGCAGGAGGAAAGUUUCAAGGACAAGUGGUGUCUCUUUGGGACCUUCUCUAUUCCAAGUACAUCACUGAAAACAAAAGGAGGGAGCUAGUGAGGCAGUAUAAAUCUGGCACCAUCACAAUUGAGAGGUUUAUGGAGAUCAUACUGACAAUAAUAGAGCAGCAGACAACAGCUGCAACAAUCGCACAGCAAACAGAAACAAAAACAACCAAAACCACAACAACCACAAUUACGCAGACAGCUGUCCCCUCAACUUUCCUUGGUAUCAGGAAGAAUGUAACAGCUGACGAGCUGCUUGAGUCUAAGAUCAUAGAUAAGGAUCUGUAUGACAAUCUCAGCGCCGGGAGAGUCACAGCUGACAGUGUGAGUAAAAUGGACUCGGUGUGUAAAUACCUACAGGGAACCAACAGCAUCGCAGGUGUGUUUGUGCAGUCCACCAAGCAAAUCAUGAGCAUCUACGAAGCAAAAUCCAAAGGGCUUCUGACUCCUGGAACCUCUCUGGUUCUGCUGGAGGCGCAAGCUGCCACUGGCUUUAUGAUCGACCCAAUAAGGAACAGGAAGCUCUCUGUGGAAGAGGCAGUGGCCGAAGGCGUAGUCGGUUCGGAGUGGAAGAGCAAACUGCUGUCCGCAGAGAGGGCAGUCACGGGCUAUGCCGACCCCUACACAGGCAACACGAUCUCCUUGUUCCAGGCCUUGAAGAAAGAUCUGAUCGUCAAGGAUCACGGCGUUCGCCUCCUGGAAGCACAGAUUGCCACUGGAGGCAUCAUCGAUCCGCUGCACAGCCAUCGAGUGCCCGUGGAGGUGGCAUACCAGCGAGGCUACUUUGACCAGGAAAUGAACCAGAUUCUCUCAGACCCCGACGAUGACACCAAAGGCUUUUUUGACCCCAACACUCAGGAGAACCUAACCUACUUGCAGCUUGUGGAGAGAUGUGUGAGAGAUCCUGAAACCGGCCUUAGCUUGCUUGUAAUUGUCCAAAAAGGAGAAGACUACUUCUUUGUUGAUGAACAAACAAAGACCAUUCUAAAAGCCACCACCACAACUAAAGCAGGAGGAAAGUUUCAAGGACGAGUGGUGUCUCUUUGGGACCUUCUCUAUUCCAAGUACAUCACUGAAGACAAAAGGAGGGAGCUAGUGAGGCAGUAUAAAUCUGGCACCAUCACAAUUGAGAGGUUUAUGGAGAUCAUGCUGACAAUAAUAGAGCAGCAGACAACAGCUGCAACAAUCGCACAGCAAACAGAAACAAAAACAACCAAAACCACAACAACCACAAUUACGCAGACAGCUGUCCCCUCAGCUUUCCUUGGUAUCAGGAAGAAUGUAACAGCUGACGAGCUGCUUGAGUCUAAGAUCAUAGAUAAGGAUCUGUAUGACAAUCUCAGUGCUGGAAGAGUCACAGCUGACAGUGUGAGUAAAAUGGACUCGGUACGUAAAUACCUACAAGGAACCAACAGCAUCGCAGGUGUGUUUGUGCAGUCCACCAAGCAAAUCAUGAGCAUCUACGAAGCAAAAUCCAAAGGGCUUCUGACUCCUGGAACCUCUCUGGUUCUGCUGGAGGCGCAAGCUGCCACUGGCUUUAUGAUCGACCCAAUAAGGAACAGGAAGCUCUCUGUGGAAGAGGCAGUGGCCGAAGGCGUAGUCGGUUCGGAGUGGAAGAGCAAACUGCUGUCCGCAGAGAGGGCAGUCACGGGCUAUGCCGACCCCUACACAGGCAACACGAUCUCCUUGUUCCAGACCUUGAAGAAAGAUCUGAUCGUCAAGGAUCACGGCGUUCGCCUCCUGGAAGCACAGAUUGCCACUGGAGGCAUCAUCGAUCCGCUGCACAGCCAUCGAGUGCCCGUGGAGGUGGCAUACCAGCGAGGCUACUUUGACCAGGAAAUGAACCAGAUUCUCUCAGACCCUGACGAUGACACCAAAGGCUUUUUUGACCCCAACACCCAGGAGAACCUAACCUACUUGCAGCUUGUGGAGAGAUGUGUGAGAGAUCCUGAAACCGGCCUUAGCUUGCUUGUAAUUGUCCAAAAAGGAGAAGACUACUUCUUUGUUGAUGAACAAACAAAGACCAUUCUAAAAGCCACCACCACAACUAAGGCAGGAGGAAAGUUUCAAGGACGAGUGGUGUCUCUUUGGGACCUUCUCUAUUCCAAGUAUAUCACUGAAGACAAAAGGAGGGAGCUAGUGAGGCAGUAUAAAUCUGGCACCAUCACAAUUGAGAGGUUUAUGGAGAUCAUACUGACAAUAAUAGAGCAGCAGACAACAGCUGCAACAAUCGCACAGCAAACAGAAACAAAAACAACCAAAACCACAACAACCACAAUUACGCAGACAGCUGUCCCCUCAACUUUCCUUGGUAUCAGGAAGAAUGUAACAGCUGACGAGCUGCUUGAGUCUAAGAUCAUAGAUAAGGAUCUGUAUGACAAUCUCAGUGCUGGGAGAGUCACAGCUGACAGUGUGAGUAAAAUGGACUCGGUACGUAAAUACCUACAAGGAACCAACAGCAUCGCAGGUGUGUUUGUGCAGUCCACCAAGCAAAUCAUGAGCAUCUACGAAGCAAAAUCCAAAGGGCUUCUGACUCCUGGAACCUCUCUGGUUCUGCUGGAGGCGCAAGCUGCCACUGGCUUUAUGAUCGACCCAAUAAGGAACAGGAAGCUCUCUGUGGAAGAGGCAGUGGCCGAAGGCGUAGUCGGUUCGGAGUGGAAGAGCAAACUGCUGUCCGCAGAGAGGGCAGUCACGGGCUAUGCCGACCCCUACACAGGCAACACGAUCUCCUUGUUCCAGGCCUUGAAGAAAGAUCUGAUCGUCAAGGAUCACGGCGUUCGCCUCCUGGAAGCACAGAUUGCCACUGGAGGCAUCAUCGAUCCGCUGCACAGCCAUCGAGUGCCCGUGGAGGUGGCAUACCAGCGAGGCUACUUUGACCAGGAAAUGAACCAGAUUCUCUCAGACCCCGACGAUGACACCAAAGGCUUUUUUGACCCCAACACUCAGGAGAACCUAACCUACUUGCAGCUUGUGGAGAGAUGUGUGAGAGAUCCUGAAACCGGCCUUAGCUUGCUUGUAAUUGUCCAAAAAGGAGAAGACUACUUCUUUGUUGAUGAACAAACAAAGACCAUUCUAAAAGCCACCACCACAACUAAGGCAGGAGGAAAGUUUCAAGGACGAGUGGUGUCUCUUUGGGACCUUCUCUAUUCCAAGUACAUCACUGAAGACAAAAGGAGGGAGCUAGUGAGGCAGUAUAAAUCUGGCACCAUCACAAUUGAGAGGUUUAUGGAGAUCAUACUGACAAUAAUAGAGCAGCAGACAACAGCUGCAACAAUCGCACAGCAAACAGAAACAAAAACAACCAAAACCACAACAACCACAAUUACGCAGACAGCUGUCCCCUCAACUUUCCUUGGUAUCAGGAAGAAUGUAACAGCUGACGAGCUGCUUGAGUCUAAGAUCAUAGAUAAGGAUCUGUAUGACAAUCUCAGCGCCGGGAGAGUCACAGCUGACAGUGUGAGUAAAAUGGACUCGGUGCGUAAAUACCUACAAGGAACCAACAGCAUCGCAGGUGUGUUUGUGCAGUCCACCAAGCAAAUCAUGAGCAUCUACGAAGCAAAAUCCAAAGGGCUUCUGACUCCUGGAACCUCUCUGGUUCUGCUGGAGGCGCAAGCUGCCACUGGCUUUAUGAUCGACCCAAUAAGGAACAGGAAGCUCUCUGUGGAAGAGGCAGUGGCCGAAGGCGUAGUCGGUUCGGAGUGGAAGAGCAAACUGCUGUCCGCAGAGAGGGCAGUCACGGGCUAUGCCGACCCCUACACAGGCAACACGAUCUCCUUGUUCCAGGCCUUGAAGAAAGAUCUGAUCGUCAAGGAUCACGGCGUUCGCCUCCUGGAAGCACAGAUUGCCACUGGAGGCAUCAUCGAUCCGCUGCACAGCCAUCGAGUGCCCGUGGAGGUGGCAUACCAGCGAGGCUACUUUGACCAGGAAAUGAACCAGAUUCUCUCAGACCCUGACGAUGACACCAAAGGCUUUUUUGACCCCAACACUCAGGAGAACCUAUCCUACUUGCAGCUUGUGGAGAGAUGUGUGAGAGAUCCUGAAACCGGCCUUAGCUUGCUUGUAAUUGUCCAAAAAGGAGAAGACUACUUCUUUGUUGAUGAACAAACAAAGACCAUUCUAAAAGCCACCACCACAACUAAAGCAGGAGGAAAGUUUCAAGGACGAGUGGUGUCUCUUUGGGACCUUCUCUAUUCCAAGUACAUCACUGAAAACAAAAGGAGGGAGCUAGUGAGGCAGUAUAAAUCUGGCACCAUCACAAUUGAGAGGUUUAUGGAGAUCAUACUGACAAUAAUAGAGCAGCAGACAACAGCUGCAACAAUCGCACAGCAAACAGAAACAAAAACAACCAAAACCACAACAACCACAAUUACGCAGACAGCUGUCCCCUCAACUUUCCUUGGUAUCAGGAAGAAUGUAACAGCUGACGAGCUGCUUGAGUCUAAGAUCAUAGAUAAGGAUCUGUAUGACAAUCUCAGCGCCGGGAGAGUCACAGCUGACAGUGUGAGUAAAAUGGACUCGGUGUGUAAAUACCUACAGGGAACCAACAGCAUCGCAGGUGUGUUUGUGCAGUCCACCAAGCAAAUCAUGAGCAUCUACGAAGCAAAAUCCAAAGGGCUUCUGACUCCUGGAACCUCUCUGGUUCUGCUGGAGGCGCAAGCUGCCACUGGCUUUAUGAUCGACCCAAUAAGGAACAGGAAGCUCUCUGUGGAAGAGGCAGUGGCCGAAGGCGUAGUCGGUUCGGAGUGGAAGAGCAAACUGCUGUCCGCAGAGAGGGCAGUCACGGGCUAUGCCGACCCCUACACAGGCAACACGAUCUCCUUGUUCCAGGCCUUGAAGAAAGAUCUGAUCGUCAAGGAUCACGGCGUUCGCCUCCUGGAAGCACAGAUUGCCACUGGAGGCAUCAUCGAUCCGCUGCACAGCCAUCGAGUGCCCGUGGAGGUGGCAUACCAGCGAGGCUACUUUGACCAGGAAAUGAACCAGAUUCUCUCAGACCCCGACGAUGACACCAAAGGCUUUUUUGACCCCAACACUCAGGAGAACCUAACCUACUUGCAGCUUGUGGAGAGAUGUGUGAGAGAUCCUGAAACCGGCCUUAGCUUGCUUGUAAUUGUCCAAAAAGGAGAAGACUACUUCUUUGUUGAUGAACAAACAAAGACCAUUCUAAAAGCCACCACCACAACUAAAGCAGGAGGAAAGUUUCAAGGACGAGUGGUGUCUCUUUGGGACCUUCUCUAUUCCAAGUACAUCACUGAAAACAAAAGGAGGGAGCUAGUGAGGCAGUAUAAAUCUGGCACCAUCACAAUUGAGAGGUUUAUGGAGAUCAUGCUGACAAUAAUAGAGCAGCAGACAACAGCUGCAACAAUCGCACAGCAAACAGAAACAAAAACAACCAAAACCACAACAACCACAAUUACGCAGACAGCUGUCCCCUCAGCUUUCCUUGGUAUCAGGAAGAAUGUAACAGCUGACGAGCUGCUUGAGUCUAAGAUCAUAGAUAAGGAUCUGUAUGACAAUCUCAGUGCUGGGAGAGUCACAGCUGACAGUGUGAGUAAAAUGGACUCGGUACGUAAAUACCUACAAGGAACCAACAGCAUCGCAGGUGUGUUUGUGCAGUCCACCAAGCAAAUCAUGAGCAUCUACGAAGCAAAAUCCAAAGGGCUUCUGACUCCUGGAACCUCUCUGGUUCUGCUGGAGGCGCAAGCUGCCACUGGCUUUAUGAUCGACCCAAUAAGGAACAGGAAGCUCUCUGUGGAAGAGGCAGUGGCCGAAGGCGUAGUCGGUUCGGAGUGGAAGAGCAAACUGCUGUCCGCAGAGAGGGCAGUCACGGGCUAUGCCGACCCCUACACAGGCAACACGAUCUCCUUGUUCCAGGCCUUGAAGAAAGAUCUGAUCGUCAAGGAUCACGGCGUUCGCCUCCUGGAAGCACAGAUUGCCACUGGAGGCAUCAUCGAUCCGCUGCACAGCCAUCGAGUGCCCGUGGAGGUGGCAUACCAGCGAGGCUACUUUGACCAGGAAAUGAACCAGAUUCUCUCAGACCCCGACGAUGACACCAAAGGCUUUUUUGACCCCAACACUCAGGAGAACCUAACCUACUUGCAGCUUGUGGAGAGAUGUGUGAGAGAUCCUGAAACCGGCCUUAGCUUGCUUGUAAUUGUCCAAAAAGGAGAAGACUACUUCUUUGUUGAUGAACAAACAAAGACCAUUCUAAAAGCCACCACCACAACUAAAGCAGGAGGAAAGUUUCAAGGACGAGUGGUGUCUCUUUGGGACCUUCUCUAUUCCAAGUACAUCACUGAAGACAAAAGGAGGGAGCUAGUGAGGCAGUAUAAAUCUGGCACCAUCACAAUUGAGAGGUUUAUGGAGAUCAUACUGACAAUAAUAGAGCAGCAGACAACAGCUGCAACAAUUGCACAGCAAACAGAAACAAAAACAACCAAAACCACAACAACCACAAUUACGCAGACAGCUGUCCCCUCAACUUUCCUUGGUAUCAGGAAGAAUGUAACAGCUGACGAGCUGCUUGAGUCUAAGAUCAUAGAUAAGGAUCUGUAUGACAAUCUCAGCACCGGGAGAGUCACAGCUGACAGUGUGAGUAAAAUGGACUCGGUGCGUAAAUACCUACAGGGAACCAACAGCAUCGCAGGUGUGUUUGUGCAGUCCACCAAGCAAAUCAUGAGCAUCUACGAAGCAAAAUCCAAAGGGCUUCUGACUCCUGGAACCUCUCUGGUUCUGCUGGAGGCGCAAGCUGCCACUGGCUUUAUGAUCGACCCAAUAAGGAACAGGAAGCUCUCUGUGGAAGAGACAGUGGCCGAAGGCGUAGUCGGUUCGGAGUGGAAGAGCAAACUGCUGUCCGCAGAGAGGGCAGUCACGGGCUAUGCCGACCCCUACACAGGCAACACGAUCUCCUUGUUCCAGGCCUUGAAGAAAGAUCUGAUCGUCAAGGAUCACGGCGUUCGCCUCCUGGAAGCACAGAUUGCCACUGGAGGCAUCAUCGAUCCGCUGCACAGCCAUCGAGUGCCCGUGGAGGUGGCAUACCAGCGAGGCUACUUUGACCAGGAAAUGAACCAGAUUCUCUCAGACCCCGACGAUGACACCAAAGGCUUUUUUGACCCCAACACUCAGGAGAACCUAACCUACUUGCAGCUUGUGGAGAGAUGUGUGAGAGAUCCUGAAACCGGCCUUAGCUUGCUUGUAAUUGUCCAAAAAGGAGAAGACUACUUCUUUGUUGAUGAACAAACAAAGACCAUUCUAAAAGCCACCACCACAACUAAGGCAGGAGGAAAGUUUCAAGGACGAGUGGUGUCUCUUUGGGACCUUCUCUAUUCCAAGUAUAUCACUGAAGACAAAAGGAGGGAGCUAGUGAGGCAGUAUAAAUCUGGCACCAUCACAAUUGAGAGGUUUAUGGAGAUCAUACUGACAAUAAUAGAGCAGCAGACAACAGCUGCAACAAUCGCACAGCAAACAGAAACAAAAACAACCAAAACCACAACAACCACAAUUACGCAGACAGCUGUCCCCUCAACUUUCCUUGGUAUCAGGAAGAAUGUAACAGCUGACGAGCUGCUUGAGUCUAAGAUCAUAGAUAAGGAUCUGUAUGACAAUCUCAGCGCCGGGAGAGUCACAGCUGACAGUGUGAGUAAAAUGGACUCGGUGCGUAAAUACCUACAAGGAACCAACAGCAUCGCAGGUGUGUUUGUGCAGUCCACCAAGCAAAUCAUGAGCAUCUACGAAGCAAAAUCCAAAGGGCUUCUGACUCCUGGAACCUCUCUGGUUCUGCUGGAGGCGCAAGCUGCCACUGGCUUUAUGAUUGACCCAAUAAGGAACAGGAAGCUCUCUGUGGAAGAGGCAGUGGCCGAAGGCGUAGUCGGUUCGGAGUGGAAGAGCAAACUGCUGUCCGCAGAGAGGGCAGUCACGGGCUAUGCCGACCCCUACACAGGCAACACGAUCUCCUUGUUCCAGGCCUUGAAGAAAGAUCUGAUCGUCAAGGAUCACGGCGUUCGCCUCCUGGAAGCACAGAUUGCCACUGGAGGCAUCAUCGAUCCGCUGCACAGCCAUCGAGUGCCCGUGGAGGUGGCAUACCAGCGAGGCUACUUUGACCAGGAAAUGAACCAGAUUCUCUCAGACCCCGACGAUGACACCAAAGGCUUUUUUGACCCCAACACUCAGGAGAACCUAACCUACUUGCAGCUUGUGGAGAGAUGUGUGAGAGAUCCUGAAACCGGCCUUAGCUUGCUGUCUCUGAAUAAAUGA